AUGUACUUUAACGUUAGAAUAUCUUUGAAAAUGUUGAGAGCUAUGGGAUUGAACCCAUUUUAUCAUCAUCGAAUUACAUCUAAAAUACUGUUUUAUUUCGGUUUAUUUGCUCUUUUAGCGAACCUCUACUUGGGCACUCUUUUAUUUAUUUAUGAAAAACAUUUAACUAUUGCUAAUGUUAUAACAUCUUUGGAGGCCAUUUUUUUAACAAUACAUGUUCUCGUAAAAUACACUGUUUUAUACAAAAACAGUCAUCUUAUCAGGUCAUUAAUUGAAGAUACUGAGUUAUUCUGGAGUCUUGAAGAAUCUUCUUCGGAAGAUGAGAAAAACAAUGCAUUGUCCUAUUUGACACGUUUCAAAUUGAUGUUCAUAUACUAUUUGAGUUUUGGUUCAUUUACAUCAAUGUUUUUUACUUUGAAUCCAAUACUAUCUGGUCAAAGAAUCUUACCUCUAACGUCCUACGUACCGGAGUAUCCUCCAUAUACUAUUCUUUUUAUUGUGGAAGAGUGCGCUUAUUGUGCCAUAUUUUUCCUCAUUAUACCAUUCGAUACUAUUGUUGGUAGCUUAACGAUACUAACGGCUAUGCAAUGGAAACUUUUGAAUGGAAGAUUUCAAGAAAUACUUAACAGAAUAGUGGAUACUCCCGAAGAUAAGGUUAUGUUACAAAAGGAGCUGGGAAAAUGCGUCGAUCAUCACAAUUUUUUAAUUAGAUACGUGUCGAGACUAAAUGAUGCCCUAUUUUUUGCUUUAGCUCCAUAUGUUUUGAUAAUCGUAGUUUCAAAUUGUUCCGAACUCUUUAUAAUUUCAUUGAGCCCACCAACACCGUUAUUGAUAAAAUGUAUUACAUACGUUAUUGCUCUACUUAAUGAAUAUAUAAUGUUCUACUGUAUACCCGGUCAAAUAUUAACAGUUGAGGCUGAAAAAACCGUACAAUAUAUAUUUGCUUCGAAAUGGUAUGCAAACUCAUCCUGUCUUAAAAAACCUAUAAUCAAUAUUGUUACGAUGAUGAGUAGGAGACAAAUUGGCAUAAAUGUUUCCAAAAUCAUGAAUUUGAACUUUGAAAAUAUGUUGAAGUCCUUUAGAAUGAUAAUAUCUUAUUACAUGUUUUUAAAAACUUUGGAGCUCAGCCGCAAUGAAGGUGAUUCCUGA
Molecule: messenger RNA, 1149 nt
Organism: Diorhabda sublineata
Lineage: Eukaryota; Metazoa; Arthropoda; Insecta; Coleoptera; Chrysomelidae
Product: odorant receptor 63a-like
Exons: 6
Coding region: 1-1149 (382 amino acids)
Biological process (GO): sensory perception of smell; detection of chemical stimulus involved in sensory perception of smell
Cellular component (GO): plasma membrane
Molecular function (GO): olfactory receptor activity; odorant binding
Source: RefSeq, a predicted model, not a curated record